Solanum verrucosum is the source of this 1906-nucleotide messenger RNA. RefSeq names its product phosphatidylinositol/phosphatidylcholine transfer protein SFH12-like. Lineage: Eukaryota; Viridiplantae; Streptophyta; Magnoliopsida; Solanales; Solanaceae. The record is from RefSeq and is a predicted model, not a curated record. The transcript is spliced from 7 exons. Bases 213 to 1688 code for a protein of 491 amino acids.
CGCCAUUUGCCCAAGCAAAGUAUAAACCUUCCUUCACGGUCAACCUCCGCCGUACUCCGCCAUAUUCUUCCCGUCGUCAGCGAUUUCUCCCUGAAUAUCAACACUCAACCUAAGUUUCCGGUGAACUCUCGCCGUUAAUUCAACCUGAUAGUAUAUACGGUACGACAUCCGAUUUUGUUUCAGCUGUGACUGAGAUUUAUGAGGUCAUCAAUAUGGGUGACUUACCAUGUCCACCAUAUUCUAACAAAAGUUUGGAGGCGCGGAUGAUUAGCAAGGAAAAGCUACCGAAGAUUUGUUUAGUUGCUUCUGCUACAAAGCACUUCUCAGCAAAGACUUUGAAAUGUAUAACUAAAGUGAAACACAGUGUACAGACUAGUGGAGCUGCUGGUGAUAUUGUCAUAUUCUUGGCUACCACUGCUGUUCUAGAGGUUGUACGAAGGCUGAGCAAAGCUAGAUGUCCUUUUAUUUGGCACGGUUUGCAGGCGCUGCAAGCUUUAUGUUAUCCACCGCUUAAGUGGAUCCAAAAGUGGGUUCCUUUGGAGCCAUUGGUCGGACAAUUGCAGAAAUUGUCUAGGCCAAUGCUAUUGCUCUCAAUUGCAACAGUUUUCUCCGAUCAGUCAUCAUCUACGGGAGAAACGACACCGAACGACUUUCAUCAUUCUCAAGCAUAUCCACAAGCAAGAUCUCAUGAUGAAGUACAGGAUGAUGGUUAUCCUCAAAGAUGGUUGCUAGAACUCCAUAAGGAACUGAGGGAGGAGGGUAUUAGUGUACCUGAGAGGUUGAAUGAUGAUGAGCUCCGUCAAUUCUAUGCUGCUGCAAAUGGUGAUUUUGCUAGGCUGCUUUCAUCAGUUAAGAAAACCAUUAAAUGGCGGCAGAGUUACACGUUUCUUUCACCAGAAGAACUUAAGGCUUGGUCUCCUUUCAUUUUUUGGCACGGCCACGAUGCCAAUCAACGGCCUUGCCUCAUCAUUAGCCUUGGACUUGCUUGCUCCAACCUGAGAUCGAAUGGCAAAUCUCUCUUGAUAAAAGCAGUUGUUUCGCAGAUUGAGCACGGUAUUCUGAGAAUGGUCAAUGUGGAACAUCCUCAAAUAACUGUUUUGAUGGACUGUGAAGGACUCUCUCCCUUUGGUUUUCCCAUACACAUGAUGAGAUCUUGUGCUAUGCUCUUGCAGGAUCAUUAUCCUAAUCGUCUUAGCUCUUUGAUUAUAGCUCGGCUCCCUCAAGUUGCCCAAAUAAUAAUGCAAACUUUCUUUCAGGUGCUUAAACCAGCCACACGCCAAAAAGUGAGGAUUAUUGGGAGAAACCAUCUAGAGUUUCUAUCCAAUCACCUCGAUUCAAUCCCUCCGUUUCUUGGUGGAAACUGCUCAUGCUCAAAAUGCUCAGACCAGACCAAUGCAGAAGGUGAAUCCGAUGAAGCUACAAGGACAGAACCAACACCUGAUCAAGCGAGUAGACCUGAAACACAUGAUCAUGUGAAUGAAUCCGAUGAGGUCACUCUAACAGAACCAGCCCCUGAUCAAGUGAAAGAUAGCACUGAGCUUAAUCAUCACAACGUCUCCAACACGAGUGUCUGCAGAGAAGAACUGAUAAAGACCAUCAUCAUCGGUAUACUGAUGGUGUGGGUAUUCAUUGCUGUGUUUGUGGCUAUGGAUUAUCCAGAAAGAUGGCCUCUUUUGCGUUCGACUUAGAUAAUAAAAUUUGUGCUUCUUAUGCAGAAUCACAAAAUCUGCACUCUCUCACAAGCAAUAGAUUUCUAGUUAGACAUCGGUAUACAUCAUAUAGUAGUAGUAUUUUCGUAGAGGAUUUACAUAAUUACUUGUCUAUGUGUAGUACUUUGAAAGCACCGGGACGAGUAGAUAUUCACAUGGUAACUACUUAUGAUCAAUAAAGCAAUGAGGAUUCGUAU